CCCACGCCAAGCGCCACCGCCGAUCUCGCCCCACCACGCACGUCCUCACAGGGUUCCCGCGGCGCUGUCGCGCAUCCGGCCGCCCGUUGGAGAUCCAACGGCGCCCGCCGCUUCUCCUACCUUUGUACUGCACCCGGCUCGUUCGUAUUAAAGCUGCCUCUCGCCUUCCUCGCCGGCCUCCUCCAUUGCUUUCCGUUCCGAGGGAGGAGUUGAGGACAGAUGAGGGAUACGAGCACGGCGAGAGAUGAGGGCCCCGUAUGCAAGGUUGUAGCCGGGGACGGGAAGGUUGCCGGCCUGGCGGCCUCCGUGCGCCGCCGCCGCCGCCGCCGCCGCCUACUCGAGCUCCGGCGGCUCGGGCAGGACGCGUCGGCGGCGGCGGAGAACGAAGCGGCGAAGACGAUUCAGUCGGGUACGGGGACGGACAGAUCGUCGGCGGAGACGGAUCCCGGGAUGGGCUGGCCGGCGUCCCUGUCGCACGGCGCGGUGUCGGUGAUCGGACGGCGGAGGGAGAUGGAGGACGCCGUCGCCGUCGCGCGGACGUUCCUGGCCUCGGCGGACGAUGGGGGCGGCAGCAAGGACGGGUGCGGCGGGGAGGAGGACUUCUUCGCGGUGUACGACGGCCACGGCGGGGCGCGAGUGGCGGAGGCGUGCAAGGAGCGGAUGCACGUGGUGCUCGCGGAGGAGGUGGGCCUGCGCCGGCACGUCGGGGGCGACGUGCGCUGGAAGGAGGCGAUGGUGGCCAGCUUCGCCAGGGUGGACGGCGAGGUCACCGGCGGCUUCGCGCAGGCCAAGGCCGACGUCGACGCCGAGUCGCCUUUCCGGACCGUGGGCUCCACCGCCGUGGUGGCCGUCGUGGGGCACCGCCGCAUCGUCGUCGCCAACUGUGGGGACUCGCGAGCUGUGCUCUCCCGCGGCGGUGUCGCAGUGCCACUCUCCACUGACCACAAGCCUGAUCGUCCAGAUGAGUUGGAAAGGGUGGAAGCAGCCGGCGGUAGAGUCAUCAACUGGAACGGGUAUCGUGUCCUGGGAGUGCUGGCAACUUCGAGAUCCAUUGGGGACUACUACCUGAAGCCGUACGUCAGUGCCGAGCCGGAGGUGACGGUCAUGGACCGGACAGACCAAGACGAGUUCCUCAUACUGGCAAGCGACGGGCUGUGGGACGUGGUCUCCAACGAGGUCGCGUGCAAGAUUGUCAGGAACUGCCUGAACGGGCGCGCGGCGUCCAUGUUCCCCGAGUCCGUUGCAGGCCGCACGGCCGCGGACGCCGCGGCGCUCCUGAUGGAGCUUGCCAUGUCGCGCGGCAGCAUGGACAACAUCAGCGUCGUCGUUGUCGAGCUGCGGAGGCUGAAGGGGAGCAGCUAACGCGGUUUGAUGCACUGAGACCGUGAGCGUGUAGCUGUAGUGUGUAGAUGAUGACAAUUACUAUUUGAGCAUGGUUAGAAGCUGGAAAAGAUCUCGGCUGUCAGGGUUUGAAUUGGAGAGAUGGCGGUGCUGUUUGUACAGAUGGAUGCUUGUCGAAUGCUGUGAUUUUUCGUGUGCUAAUCAAUAGCUAUUAUAUGCAAUUUAUAUUC
Molecule: messenger RNA, 1571 nt
Organism: Phragmites australis (common reed)
Lineage: Eukaryota; Viridiplantae; Streptophyta; Magnoliopsida; Poales; Poaceae
Product: protein phosphatase 2C 51-like
Exons: 3
Coding region: 220-1362 (380 amino acids)
Biological process (GO): protein dephosphorylation
Cellular component (GO): cytosol; nucleus
Molecular function (GO): protein serine/threonine phosphatase activity; cation binding
Source: RefSeq, a predicted model, not a curated record